This is a messenger RNA of Zea mays, 760 nucleotides long. RefSeq lists its product as uncharacterized. The annotation marks the transcript as partial. Lineage: Eukaryota; Viridiplantae; Streptophyta; Magnoliopsida; Poales; Poaceae. Gene Ontology annotation, molecular function: aldehyde dehydrogenase (NAD+) activity. The transcript is spliced from 4 exons. The record is from RefSeq and is a predicted model, not a curated record.
UGGGCCUUCUUGGGCCGUCCUCAAACCCUACACGUCCUCAGCCCUGCCAGCCGCCUAGCCAUCCUCAGUCGGCAGCCGCUACAAUGUCACCCAGACUCCAGACUCCGGCCAGAGUCCAGAGCCGCCAGGACGCCAGGUACGCCGCCGGGCGCCGGCCCCCUCCUCCCUCUUCUCGCCGGAGGAAAUGGAGCCACUCGCUCUCCCCUCGGGCUCCUCGCACCCGACCCGCCCGCAGCCGCAGCCGUAGCCGCACCCGCUCCUCCACCAUCUCCCGUCCAACAGACCUUGAAGGAAGCAAUUGAAAUCAAUAACUCUGUUCCUCAAGGAUUGAGCAGUUCUAUAUUUACAAAGAGGCCAGAUAUUAUUUUUAAGUGGCUCGGGCCCCAUGGUAGUGAUUGUGGUAUAGUGAAUGUGAACAUACCUACUAAUGGUGCUGAAAUUGGUGGAGCAUUUGGUGGAGAAAAAGCAGCUGGUGGUGGACGAGAAGCAGGGAGUGAUUCCUGGAAGCAGUACAUGAGGAGGGCGACUUGGAGGGAGGUCCUAGAGUAGUAAGUCACUUGUUUACUCCAUGAUGGCAAUAGCAAGCAGAUCGCGGUGGUGCCUAUGGAUGCUACAACAAGAAAGAUCAAAAGUUCUUUUGGAUGGAUGCAGCUAGAUAUUUUGUUUUGUAUUUUCUCCAAAAGAGAAAUUUGCAACGUUGUGAAUGAUAUUAUAAUUGUGAUGCUUUUGUGAAUAUAUAAUUGUGGUGCUUUUGUGUUUA